Messenger RNA from Hippocampus zosterae (dwarf seahorse), 2113 nucleotides. Its product is annotated as zinc finger protein OZF-like. The record is from RefSeq and is a predicted model, not a curated record. The transcript has 2 exons. Gene Ontology annotation, biological process: regulation of transcription by RNA polymerase II. Gene Ontology annotation, cellular component: nucleus. Gene Ontology annotation, molecular function: DNA-binding transcription factor activity, RNA polymerase II-specific; RNA polymerase II transcription regulatory region sequence-specific DNA binding. NCBI's taxonomy places the organism in Eukaryota, Metazoa, Chordata, Actinopteri, Syngnathiformes, Syngnathidae. Bases 193 to 1533 code for a protein of 446 amino acids.
CGAGUCCUUCCAAAAGAGUCGUGAACGGGACCCGAGCGGGAAGCGGCAACGCGGGACGUCCGCCGCCGUCCUCGAGGCAUCGCUUGGGAAGUUUCUCGGCCCCGGUUUAGCUUUCCACGGCGAGCCGCCCGCAAACACAAAAGAGAGGCGACGCGGAGACCGAGUGGGAACCGUUCCUGGUUGUGAUUGCCGAUGGCUGCCAAGAGAGAGAAAGGGGAAGAGUGCGAGGAGGACAUCGGCGGGUCGAAAAGGGAGAAGGAGUCGCGAGCUCGUCGGCAGCCUGCUCUCGUGUUCCCCGGAGAAGACGACAGCGACGAUCUUGACCCCGUGCGGACAGAGCUGGAGUCUCCCCACAUCAAAGAGGAGCGGGAAGAAGGGGAAGCGCUCCUCCACGUGAAGGUGGAGGACGAGGGGCCACAUCCGUCUUCCCUCCAAGAAGAAGAAGAAGAAGGCGAGGUGGAUGCGGUCGCCGAGCGGGCGAUGAGUUUUGUCCGUUUCAAGAGCGAAGAGGAGGGAGACCCGUCCGGAAGCGAGGAAAGCGGAGGGGCGCGGCCCCGCGGCAGCGGCUCGACGGAAGGUGACCGGGGAGGAGCGCCGGCAGACGGCCUCUUGGCUCCACUGUCCGACGACGACCUCACUUCGCCCUCUCCUGACACGGAGAAUGAGGAACGCCCACAAAGCGAAGCCCACGACCGAAGCACCGAAUGUUCUCGCUGUGGCAAAACCUUGAGUUCAAAGUGGAAUUUGAAGUUACACAUGAGGACGCACACCGGGGCGAAACCUUUCGCCUGCUCCGUUUGCGGACAAAGAUUCACUCAGAAGGGCCAGGUAAGGACGCACGCCCAAAUCCACACCGGCGAGAUGCCUUUUGCCUGCUCGGUUUGUGGCAAGAGCUUCCUUCGAAAGCAAAGUUUAGCGACGCACGCCCGAGCGCACAGCGGAGAGAAACCCUUUGCCUGUUCACUUUGUCCGAAAAGAUUCUUCAUCAAGGGACAUUUGACGCGGCACACGCGGAUACACACCGGAGAAAAACCUUUCGCCUGCUCGCUUUGCGGCCAAACCUUCUCUCAAACGGAAAGUCUAACGAUCCACACGAGGAAGCACACCGGGGAGAAAUCUUUGGCCUGCUCCGUUUGUGGCAAAAUAUUCUUUCUGAAGACAAGUUUAAGGGUGCACGAAAAGACGCACGCCGGAGAAAAGCCUUUCCCCUGCUCGGUCUGCGGGAAAAGAUUCUCGGGAAAGCACAUUUUGACGACCCACUCAAGGACACACACGGGAGAGAAACCGUUUGCCUGUUCGGUUUGCGGGAAGAGCUUCUCCUUGAAAGGACAGCUGGCGAGCCACACCAAAACGCACACCGGAGAGAAACCUUUCCCUUGCUCGGUCUGUGGCAAAAGAUUCUCCAGAAAGGGACGCUUAGCGAGUCACUCGAGACAGCACACCGGAGAGAAACCGUUCAGCUGCAGCGUGUGCGCCAAGAGGUUCUUUAACAAGAUCGAUGUGAAGAGACACAAAUGCAGCGGCGGUAAAUGAGACCUAGAACGCGACUCGGAAAGAUCUCAGCAUUUGCACGUAGCUGUCAAAGUCUGCAUGUGAUGGGAUCGAAAGUGUGACGGCGAACGUGCGGCGCGGCACGUCGCUCCUCUGCCGCUGGCUCGUAGAGCCCAGAAAGUCCACGUUGGCAUCGCACGUAGAGCAACACCCACACCGCGGGACAAUUUCGAGUGUUCCGUUAACCUGUCCAACGUGUUUCGGGAUGUGGGAGGAAGCCGGAGUACCCGGAGAAAACCCACCCGGGCGCGGGCAGAAGACGCAAACUCCACACAGGAUGGCCGAAGCCAGAAUCGAACCCUGCACCUUUGCACUGGGAGGUCGACGUGCCGCCGGGCCUCCCACUUGGAAAUGUGCGUUGCUUUCCAGAAAAAAAGAAAUCAAUAAAGAGCUUUUUCCAUCACUGUACAGGAUAUUCUUUGUGUGAUUUUUCGGAAGCCAUCUUUGAUUUCUGUUCUUUGUUUUUAAUGGCUUUAGUGUGUUGAUUGUAAAUGUUUUCAUGACUUUAUUUUAUUUUUUUCUGGAAUGCGCUGCAGAAAUAAAGCAGCCUUCCUUGCCUUGU